UGUGAGGCAGUCAGUCAAACAAUACUCUGUGGAAUAAUGGUCAUCAGAAAGAUAUUCCUCAUAAUUUUUGUAUUCCUUUAUGGUUCAUAUUAUGUUGCUACCGCUGGGUUGAAAAAUGUUUCCAGACAAGGAGGCUUUCUCUGGGCAGAAGUGGAAUCACUUGAGGAGGAAGAUAGUAUGGAAGUCGAUGCUAAAGAGAUGAAGAAAAAAUCUGGAAUGGAGAUGGAAAGCAAGGGAAACAACGUGAUAGAUUCGCUGCUGAGGCUUGGAAGAAUGUAUGUUAUGUUUACCGACAAACAGAAAAUGAAAAUCCCGGACGUGAAAAAAGGUAUCAAAUUUGGUUUCCUCCAGGCUGGUAUAUCGCUGCAGAAUGGAUCUGCCUAUGACCUUUCAACUGUCAAUAGGGCAUCCAACUUUGUUAUGGUAGAAAACAAACACACGGUGCUCACUGGCAAGUUCAACUUCACCAAAAUGGAAGUAACCUUCCAAGAAUUCAAUGUCCGCUUUUUAUUACUCAACGUUAAAAUGGGAAAAGUGACGGUAAAACUGGGUCCACACUUAAUUCCAACGAAGCUCGUCUUGGCCAAAGAUGAUUCCCUGGCUGGUUACAAGCUAGUCUCCUACGACUUUGAACUGAAAAUGAAAAGUCUGGCGUUCCAAAUAGUCAACAAAUCUCCACUAAUUAGCCGGGUUUUGUCAAAGUUCACACAAGUUAUCUUAAAUUUAUUCAUUAAACUCGUAUCAAAAGUAGCUACCAAAGCUGUAAAGGAUAUUUUAAAGAACACCCUAAAGGAGUUCUAAGGACAGGGCUCUACGUCGGAGGUUUAACCCAAAAUAAGUAUUACUAAAUGUGAAACCAUUACAAUAUUGAAAAUAAAUGCUAACAGAUGAAGAUAUUUU
Hermetia illucens (black soldier fly) is the source of this 900-nucleotide messenger RNA. RefSeq lists its product as uncharacterized. The record is from RefSeq and is a predicted model, not a curated record. NCBI's taxonomy places the organism in Eukaryota, Metazoa, Arthropoda, Insecta, Diptera, Stratiomyidae. The transcript is spliced from 8 exons. The coding region runs from base 37 to 801 and encodes 254 amino acids.